Messenger RNA from Penaeus chinensis, 3810 nucleotides. RefSeq lists its product as uncharacterized. Lineage: Eukaryota; Metazoa; Arthropoda; Malacostraca; Decapoda; Penaeidae. The coding region runs from base 327 to 2807 and encodes 826 amino acids. The transcript is spliced from 5 exons. The record is from RefSeq and is a predicted model, not a curated record.
UCGUGAAAGGUUGGGUGUUAUCGGUCUGUCUGCGUGUAGUCCUCACUGGGCGUUUUAUUGUGUGUUUGCGCUUAAUUCUGGUGCUGCGGUUGGUCUUACCGUGCUUUAGACACCCCUACACUUGCUGCGGUCCAUGUGUAGACUGAAGUUAGGAAGCGUGUGGAUUAUGUAUUAUAAUACCAAUCGUAAGCAAAGCUAGAACACUCGGAGGAACAAUGAAUCAGCAGCAUCAUGGAGACGCGAUUAUCGCACGAUAUUGCUAAAGUGAACAGGCGCUGAAAGGUCCAUCAGGCAACUGCAACUCGCAUAAAGUGGCGGCGGAGGUGAUGCUGAAGUGGCUGGUGACGCGCGGCCCGACCACCAGCCCCGUUCGGGAGGUGGUCACCGACGAUCCUCUCGCCACCCUCAAAGUCAAGACCAAGGGAAACAGCCACGAAAUCUAUGCCGUUUCCAGGGUCAAUCCUCUCUACCACGAUGAGGAGUCGGAGAGUACUGUAACUGUGCAUGCUGAAGAUGAGGAGGAGGAGGAUGAAGAGGAUGACGACGCUGGUAAAAAUGAAGAUGGAAGCAAUCAAGCCAAAGUCCUACCUGAGUCUCCUCCGACAGAUCGAGGGUCAGUCCGUUCGUCAGGUUAUGGUUCCAAGGAAACCGACUCGGUAUCUGAAAGGUCUGAUGGACAGGAGGACGAUCUUCUUGGAGGUGAGACAAAUGCGGAACCAUUACCAGCUCUCCAAGGCAAAAGCAAACAUUGCUUUUCCAGUGGUGCAAGUCACCUAGAGUUAAGAAAGGAAAAAGAGCAAUCAGAAGUACAUCGCCAAGCUCAGCCAUUGCAGUCAGUAUCAGUGGUUCACAAGUCCUUCGAAGAUUUAUCUACACAGUACUCCUACUUUCCGAAGGUCAUGACCUUGGGGAAGAAGUCCGUGGCGACCAUAAUCAACCAACACUCACAGUUUGUGCACAAUAUCGAGGUUGGGCUGCGUCGCGUUAAAUCCUUGGAAAUUAUGCAUCGUCAACAAAAAACACAUUUGAAUUCAUCAACAGUGCCUCGCCCAAUCUGGCCUCGUGUAAGUGGCCUUGUGGAAGAUCUCCAAAAGGAAGCCAGCAAAAGUGACGCCCCCGGUCAGAAGCAAAAUGCACUUGAUAUUAUCAAGCAAGAUUUACGAUAUGUAACGUCCAUAAAUGUACUUCCACGUCGUCUUCGCUCACGCACUAAGUCAGUUAAUCAGAUUCUAGGAAAGGGUGGCAUCUAUAAUGAGUUUCCCGAACACAUUCCGUUUAGAGACAUAGAGGACUCUGAUAUAUCCAGAUACUUCAGGAAUGAUAACCAAAGUUCUGGUUACCAGCUUAUGUCACUUCAUCCAGAUUCUUUAGUUUCUGAAGACACACUUCGUAUGAUGAGGUAUAGCCAGCAUGAGGACCUCUUUCCUGAGGAGGAUGAUCUUGAGUCGGCAAUUCAGUUUACUUCAAGAGAAUCCCCCCUGGUGAUGCCAGAUUUCAGCCAAGCCAUGUAUACAAGAGGACUUUAUGCGACACUGAAUAGAGCAGCUUCUCUUAACACCAAAGACAUUGUCAAACCCCCUUAUAAAAACAAAAGCAGAAGCUUUGAUAUUACUCAUCGAAGCUUCAAAUCAAGUGCCAAAAAAAAGGGAUUGGCAAAUGUUAAAGACCUUUGGGAAAAGAGUGGACUAAAGACAAAUGGUAGAAAACUUUUAGUGGAUGUUAGUGAAGCGAUAUCCAGCAAGGGGGAGGAUCAUGAUGAAUCACAGAAACAAGCAUUCAGCGGCAGCAAUAUGCAGCAGCUAAAAAGCCUCGAGUCUAUCCUCAUGGUUACUGAAAGUCGAUCCGCGAAGUUGGAUAGCAACGACACUGUUUUAACGAUGCAAAGUUCCCACACUUAUGAAGACCUCACCAGUUUUGACAGCAAGUAUCCUAGUCAUCCAAAUACCGAAUCCAUGGAAAGCAAGUCGUCUGGUACAUACGCUGAAAUAGGCGACAUUAUUAUAGAAGGUAUUGAUAACCCCGCUUUCCUUGGUGACGACGAGCACGCUGAAUAUACCAGUGCACAGCCUUCCGCUCUCGUAGAUAACGGGCAGAAAGCAACUAACAAGAAAGUGUUAGACCCGGACAGACUUGCACAGUUUAAGAAAAAAAUUAAUGAAAAAUUACAGGGUGCCCCACUGCACCGCAUGCAGUGGCUGGAUCUUGAUGAAAUAGUAAUCGAUGACAUUGGAGAUAGACAGGAAAGAAGGGUUAAAUUUACUGCAGACACCUUCAACCCGAACAGCAUGAGGCGGGAGGUAGGAGGCAGCCAUCAAGACCGACCGUUUCCAGGCGCAGUUCUCAGACAAUAUCCAACUGACAAAGACAACGCUUUGGAAGAUAGCAGCCCUCAGAAAGUUAGCCAAGACUCAGGUGAAGUUGGCCGAAGGGGUAUAUGGACAACUUCCGAGAGCUACCGAGAAAGAUUCCAGGAAGCUCCCAAAGGUACAGUGGGUCGAGAGAGGCGGCAGCAAUUGUGGGAGUCGUACUAUGGCAUGGGAGGGCACAUGGACCGCACGCUCCCGAGGCACCUGGCUCCGCACCCGAACAGCAAGGCGCCCUUCUGCGGGAAGCCUGGGAACUGCCAUGACUUUACCCUAGACCUGUAUCGCGCAGCGAAGCUACGGAAGCGGUCGGAGGCGCGGCGGAGGCGGCGUAGAUGCUACGCCGCCGUGCUGAUCGUGGCGGCGCUCGUGGCCUUCCUCGGGGCCGUUGUCACCAUCUCGUGGUACUAUACAGGCGGCCAGAAAUUCUUCGGCUCCAUGUAGUGCGACGUCUCUUCCGCAGCUCCAAAUCUUUCUUGUUUGAUUCUGGAGAUAAACGUUUUAUAUACUUUUACAGGUUAAUCAGUAAUUAGACCUUUUAUAAUCUCGAAACCAACAUUUGCAUUCUUCUAGGUAACUCCUGUAGUGGAUACUGUAAUAUUUACUGCAAUGUGUGAAUAGAUAUUGUUAUUUACGUUAUAAAUUAUGCAGAUAAUACAUUUGAUCUGUAAUGUCUGAAACCUGUUAGGCUGAAACCAGAACACAACUGUCUGGACUGUUAUAGUAUAUACUAAGAAAAAAGCUAGCUUGUACAGAACCGUCACCAACAUUAGCUGACGUGAUACCUACUUUAUGAGAGGUCAUAAAUACCCUCUUCAUCAUAUAGAUUAGCCAUGAAGUGUAUAAACUAGCUAGGAAUGACAUUAUGUAUAUGUGUAAUUAUACGUUGUACAAUUGUGUAAAACGCCAUGUGAUGAUAAUUCCGUCCAACUUGUAUAUAUAUGAAGAAGUCUAGAUGUAACCGCAGUUUCUAAUGGAAAUUUGCGCUAUUAAUUUUUUAUCGCUUUUUAUACUUCUGCAACAUGCAUUAUUUAAUAUUACAUUUUCUACGAAUUAUAUUGUACUUCUCGAAAAUGCAGCUCCCAAACAUUUCUUAGCUUGAAAAAUCAUCUCAGUAAAAUUAAAUGCCACAGCAUACCACCAUUUUUGCUGUACAUAUUUCACUUUUGGAGUCUACAACACUCUAUACGGUAUUUUUUUGUCGAAAGCCAUGACUUAUUUUAUCUCUGAAUAUUGUCUGUUACUGCCCUUGCUUCGAGAAGAUUCUUGUUUAUCUAGAAAUUUGAUUUGACUAGCAUGUAACUAAUGGCAUUAAGUGGACAUUAAUCUUAAUAUUAUAAUGUUAUUAAUUCACAAGAGUGGAUAAACAUCCUAUCGAAUUCUUUGAUGAUCAUUUCUUGUAUAUGUAUAUGGCCUGCAAGUCAAUAUACGCUUCCUCACAAAGAAA